Molecule: messenger RNA, 16567 nt
Organism: Morus notabilis
Lineage: Eukaryota; Viridiplantae; Streptophyta; Magnoliopsida; Rosales; Moraceae
Product: midasin
Exons: 77
Coding region: 1-16404 (5467 amino acids)
Biological process (GO): ribosomal large subunit assembly; rRNA processing
Cellular component (GO): preribosome, large subunit precursor; nucleus
Molecular function (GO): ATP binding; ATP hydrolysis activity
Source: RefSeq, a predicted model, not a curated record
AUGGCUACCGGCGGGAGUUUCAGUUUACAAUCUUCGUUGGAAUGGCUUCUCGAACGCUGCCCGGAGCUUCGUCAUGUUCGCCGGUUCGAAUCGUAUGCGAUUGAGGGGGCGACAGAAGAUGAAGAUGGAGUGGUGGAAAAGUUGGCAGAGGCCUUUCUGCUGCUGAAUUACACCGUUCCACUGAUGGGUUGUUUCCGCCCAAUAGCCAGAAGAAUUGUGGACAAAGCUGUGGAGUUGCUCCGGUUUGUCCCCAAUUUGAGGUCUAAUUCUGACGAUGCAAUGGAAGAAGUACACAAGGAUUACUGGAUUUUAGUUAAUGAUUCAGUUUUCGAGUACUAUAGUCGAGAAAAGAUGGGUCUGGAUCUUCAUGAGCACGCUUGUCUGGCCUUCUGCCGUGCUCUUCAUUUGGCUCCCUUUUUAUUGUGGUCUGUGUUAAGUUAUUUCGAAUUUGCACCUGCUCCAUUUCAACGUGUUUUGACAGGACAAGCAAUUUCUGAUCCGUGUGUUAAGGUUGGACAUCGCUUACUAUCUGCUGUCAGGACAUCUUACUGCCUCCUCUUAAUGGCAUCUGAGACUUUCACUAAACUUUGGGAUUGGUCCUGUUUCUUAGACCUCGUAAAACAGUAUAAAAAUCCUGAUUCUUGCAGCUGUACUGAAACAGUGGAGAUUGUUAGCGACAUAAAAUGGUGUGGGUUACAGAUAGUGUCAGUUGUUCUCAGAUUGAGUGAUAGAGCAAUUGAAAACUUGGGAGUCAAGUGUAAAGAAUCUAAAACUGAAGAAUCUAAAGAUGCACUUUUAUGUUUUUCGAGAUGGGAGAAGUUCCUCCAGGAUGUAUCAUUGGAGAAAGCUGGCUGGUACAUUGAAUCAUCCAGACAAAAUGAGUCGGCUUCCUGUAGUGGAAGCUGUGAUUUUGAUCAGAGAAUCUGUGUGCAGUCUUCUAGCUUUGAUUCCCAGCACAUUUCUUCACCACAAUUUCGUCUUGAGCCACCCAUUAGGAGUCAACGGGAUCGUGUGUCUUCUGGAAAUCCAUUUGUUUUAACAUCAGCUGUGAAGAGAAGUUUUGAGACAGUAAGAUUAGCUGUGAUUCAAAAGUGGCCAGUGCUUUUAUAUGGUCCCAGUGGCAGUGGAAAAUCCUCUCUUAUUAGCAAGUUCGCCCAGGAUAGUGGGAAACAAGUUGUAUCAAUUUCCAUGGAUGAUCAAAUUGAUGGAAAAACAUUAAUUGGAAGUUAUGUCAGUACGGAACAACCUGGCGAGUUUAAAUGGCAGCUAGGGUCACUUAGUCAGGCAGUUCUCUGUGGAUACUGGGUUGUUUUUGAGGAUAUUGACAAAGCACCCUCUGAUGUACAUUCUAUCAUAUUGCCUUUGUUGGAGGGUGUGAGCUCACUUGUAACUGGGCAUGGAGAGGAGAUACGUGUAGCAGAAGGCUUUCGAUUAUUUUCGACAAUUACAACUUCUAAACUUGAAAUAUCGAGCAGUAUACAAGGGGGGAAUUCACUCUCUGUUUUUUGGAGGAGAGUGAUGGUUGGACCGCCAAGUGUCGAGGACUUGAAAGAUAUAGUGAAAGCAAGUUAUCCAAGUCUUGAACCUAUUGUCGAGAAGCUAAUAGAAACCUUUGAUAGGGUAAAGUCUGCUCCAUUAGAUCAACUUGCUGGAUUUCAUCGCGGAAACUCUGAUUCUGCUGGUUAUCUAAGCAGGUUCUCAUUAAGGGAUCUACUUAAAUGGUGCAAGCGCAUUGCAGGUCUGGGCUUUAGCUUUGUUGGAAACAGUUUGUCAGCUGACGAGUGUCAUUGCAUCUAUCAAGAGGCUGUUGAUAUAUUUGCGGCCUUUUCAACUUCUAUUGAAAAUCGCUUGACUAUAAGGAAAGAGAUUGCCAGGCUGUGGGCAGUGCCACCAGCCAUUGGAGAGACUUUGUAUCCUGCUAAUAAACCCAUAAUUCAGGAUACACUUCAAUACAUAAGAAUUGGUCGCGUUACUCUUGAACACCAAACUACUUCACGUGCAAAAAGGAAAUCAUUUGUUGAGAUACGUAGUUCUCUUCAUUUGCUCGAGAGACUAGCUGCUUCUGUUAAGUAUAAUGAGUCUGUUCUCAUGGUUGGGGAAACUGGCACAGGAAAGACCACACUUGUACAGGAUCUGGCCCUGAGGCUCGGUCAGAAACUAACAGUUCUGAACUUGAGUCAGCAAAGUGACAUUGCUGACUUAUUAGGGGGAUUUAAGCCUAUGGAUGCUCAGCUUAUAUGUGUUCCCCUAUAUAAAGAGUUUGAAGACCUCUUCAAGAAGACAUUUUCUCUGAAGGCCAAUAGCGAUUUUCUUUCCCGUUUGCAAAAGCAUUAUGCUGAGAAGAAAUGGAAAUCGUUACUAAGUGGGUUUCAGAAAGGUGUUGAUUUUUUUCAGAAGUCAGUUCAAAAGGGAUUAGCAGAAUCUGGGAAAAAGCGAAAGAAGCCUUUGGAUGAGGAAAGAAUUAAGUCAUGGGAAAAUUUUUCUGGAAAUCUUGAAACCGCCCGUGCCCAAGUAGUUGCUGCAUCUGGAAUUAUAUUUUCAUUUGUAGAAGGGGCUUUUAUAAACGCGCUAAAAAAUGGAGAAUGGAUUUUGCUUGAUGAGGUGAAUUUGGCUUCUCCCGAGAUACUGCAGAGAGUUAUUGGUGUUCUUGAAGGAGAUAAUGGUUCACUUUGUUUGGCUGAAAGAGGGGAUGUUAAUUGCAUAUAUCGGCAUCCUAAUUUUCGUUUGUUCGCUUGUAUGAAUCCUGCAACUGAUGCUGGGAAGAGGGAUCUACCAUUUUCUUUAAGGAGCAGAUUUACAGAAUAUUUUGUUGAUGAUGUGCUUGAUGAUGAAGAUCUCACUCUUUUUGUCAAUAAAUUUUUGGGUGACAACAAAUCAGCUAAAGAAUCAGUAAGUAAGAUCGUGUGCUUUUAUAAAGCAGCAAAAAAGAAUGCGGAAGAAAGGCUGCAGGAUGGAGCUAAUCAAAAACCACAAUAUAGUUUAAGGUCUCUUUACCGUGCACUAGAAUAUACAAGGAAGGCUGAAAAUAAUUUUGGGUUCCGGAGAGAAAUAUAUGAUGGAUCAAAAGUUUCUCAGAGAGCAAUGUAUGAUGGAUUCUGUAUGUUUUUCCAGACUUUGUUGGAUAGACCGAGUGCCAAGAUAAUGGACCAGAUGAUCUUGUCUUAUUUACUAGGGGGGAAAGGUCCACAUCACGUACCUUUUGAUGAUUAUUUGCCUUCCAAAAGUGAUGCAGAUGCUGAUGAAUUUACAAAAAACUAUAUCUUAACUAAAAGUGUAAGGGAAAAUCUACGAAAUGUGGCACGUGCUAUUUUGAUCAGAAGGUAUCCUGUACUCUUGCAGGGACCCACAUCUAGUGGAAAAACUAGCCUUGUUCGGUAUCUUGCGGCUCUAACAGGUCAUAAAUUUUUUCGAAUCAAUAAUCAUGAACACACGGAUUUGCAAGAAUAUCUGGGUACAUAUAUAACUGAUGCUAGUGGGAAACUUGUAUUUCAUGAAGGUGUGCUGGUUAGGGCUGUAAGGAAGGGUUAUUGGAUUGUUCUGGACGAGCUAAACUUGGCUCCGUCUGAUGUCCUUGAAGCAUUAAAUCGUUUACUGGAUGACAACAGAGAGCUUUUUGUGCCUGAGUUGCAAGAAACAAUUCUAGCACAUGACAAUUUUAUGCUUUUUGCUACUCAGAAUCCGCCUACUAUCUACGGAGGCCGAAAAAUGCUUUCUCGUGCAUUUAGGAAUCGGUUUGUAGAGAUCCAUGUGGACGACAUUCUGGAAGAUGAGUUGAGUACAAUAAUAGAGAAAAGGUGUAGGAUACCAGGAAGUUAUGCUAAGAAAAUGGUUGAUGUCAUGAAGGAGUUGCAAUUGAACAGGCAGAGAAGCAAAGUAUUUGCUGGGAAGCAUGGGUACAUAACUCCACGUGACUUGUUUCGUUGGGCUGAUCGUUUUACGAAACUUGGUGGUAGUUCUCCUGAUGAUCUCGCCAGAGAUGGUUAUUAUCUUUUGGCAGAGAGGCUCCGAGAAGAAGGCGAGAAAUCUGUUGUCCGAGAAGUUUUGGAGAAACAUCUCCGUGUUAAAUUAGUUGAAAAUGAUUUAUAUAAGGUAUUCUCGUGUGAUUCUUUUCAAUGCAGUAUCACUUGGACUAAAAGUAUGCAGAGGUUGUAUUUUCUUGUGGAGCGUUGCCAUAGCGCAAAGGAGCCUGUACUUCUUGUUGGUGAAACAGGGGGAGGGAAGACAACUGUGUGCCAAUUACUGAGUUCUCGUUUGAAGUCAAAAUUACAUAUUUUGAAUUGCCACCAGUACACGGAAACCUCUGAUUUUCUUGGGGGGUUUUAUCCUGUUCGAGAGAGGUCGACGUUGAUGUCAGAAUUUGAGGAAAAAAUUAACGAAAUGAAAGCAUUGAUCAAACUGGAUCCUUUUUACUCCAGUAACCCAGAUUCUACAAUUUCUUCGGACAUAGGUCAAGCCUCUUCAACUUUGACUGUGCUGCAAGAAAUGAUCAAAAAGUACAAACAAGAUUUAAUUCCACGAACUGGUCUCUCCCAUGAAAAUAUGAUAAAGGAUCUAGAAAUCGUAAUAAAUAAGCUUUAUGAGCUGCAUCAGAAGUGGCAGACUAUUUUCAUGUGGCAAGAUGGGCCUCUUGUUCAUGCGAUGAAGGGUGGGGAUCUCUUUCUAGUGGAUGAGAUCUCGUUGGCUGAUGAUAGUGUAAUCGAAAGAAUGAACAGUGUCCUGGAGACAGAAAGAACAUUGUCUCUGGCUGAAAAGGGAGGCUCAAAGCUGGAGCGGAUAGUUGCUAAUGACGAAUUUCUAUUACUUGCAACGAUGAACCCUGGUGGUGAUUUUGGCAAGAAGGAACUCUCACCAGCUCUUCGUAAUCGGUUUACUGAGAUAUGGGUACCUCCUGUUUGUGAUUUAAAUGAGCUUAGAUGUAUUGCUUUGCAGAGGUUGUCCUCCUCGAAGCUCACAGGCAUUGUGGACCCUAUGCUGAGCUUUUGGGAAUGGUUCAGCCAUUUACAGACAGGAAAAGUUCUCACUGUCAGAGAUCUGCUUUCAUGGGUUGAUUUCGUGAAUGUUACAGAAGGAAAACUAGGAGUCAAGUAUGCUUGUCUUCACGGGCUGUUUCUUGUUUUGCUGGAUGGAUUAAGUUUAGGGACUGGUAUAUCUAAAACUGAGGCUGGGGAACUGAGGAAGCGAUGCUUGUCUUUCAUUUUGGAGAAAAUGAAGGUGGAUGAUGCAAAUGCGGUGUCUUCAAAACUUUCAAGGUUGCAAAAUUAUGGUUGGCCCGAUUUUGAUACAACUGAAGAUGUUUCAAGUGGUGAUGAAGUGCAGUGUGGCAAUAUGUUUUAUCCUUUCGACAUUCAAAAAGGUCCAUUGUCUCCAUCUGCCGAUGUUCAAAAAUCCUUGCAUUUCAAGUUUUUAGCGCCAACUACCCACAGAAACGCACAGCGUGUCCUCCGUGCUAUGCAGCUCCCUAAGCCCGUUCUCCUGGAAGGCAGCCCAGGUGUUGGGAAGACAAGCUUAAUUGUUGCCUUGGGCGAAUAUUUUCAGCACAGAGUUGUACGAAUAAACUUGUCUGAGCAGACUGAUAUAAUGGACUUGUUGGGGUCGGACUUGCCUGUUGAGAGUGAUGAUGGAAUGAAGUUUGCCUGGUCAGAUGGGAUCCUUUUGCAGGCUCUAAAGGAGGGUUGCUGGGUUUUGCUUGAUGAACUGAAUCUUGCUCCACAAUCUGUAUUAGAGGGUUUGAAUGCUAUUCUGGAUCAUCGAGCUGAGGUCUUUAUACCAGAGAUUGGUCGUACAUUCAAGUGUCCACCUUCCUUCAGAAUUUUUGCUUGUCAAAAUCCCACUUAUCAAGGGUGUGGCAGAAAAGGCCUUCCUAAAUCCUUUCUCAACCGUUUUGCCAAGGUUUACGUGGAUGAGUUGGUUGAUGAUGACUAUAAAUUCAUCUGUAGAUCAUGCUUUCCAUCAAUACCUGGGGAUGUACUUGACAAGCUAAUUUCAUUCAAUAAACGGUUGUAUGAGGACACCAUGUUGUAUCAUAAGUUUGCUCAAGAAGGUUCUCCUUGGGAAUUUAAUCUGCGAGAUGUGAUUCGAUCAUGUGAAAUCAUAAAGGGUGCAUCUGACAAGACAAAGGAGUAUUGCUUCCUUAACUUAGUUUAUGUUCAAAGGAUGCGUACAGAAGCUGACCGCAGACAAGUCAUUCAUCUGUAUGAGCAGACGUUUGGGGUGAAGCCAUGUUUAAAUCCUUACCCGCGAGUCCAAGUCGAUCCAAGAUAUUUGAUUGUUGGCAAUACUGCAAUAGAAAGAAAUCGAAUUCAGUCAUCUAAAGUUCAAAGCAGUUCACUAAAAAUUUUGCCUGGAAUUCGUCAAAGUUUGGAAGCUGCAGCACAAUGUAUAGAGCAUCAAUGGUUGUGUAUUUUAGUUGGUCCAGCAUCAUCUGGUAAGACUUCAUUAAUUAGGUUACUGGCAGAGCUCACUGGCAAUGUACUAAAUGAAUUACAUCUUUCAUCUGGUACGGAUAUAUCUGAAAUACUCGGAUGCUUUGAGCAAUUCAAUGCUAUCCGGAACUUUCGCUCUGUUGUUGCUCAAAUGCAGUGCUAUAUUAAUGAAUAUUGUUAUUCAAAGAGAGAUUUUGCAAGUGAAAGUUUUAUCACCAAAUGGUUUGCUUUUUCAUCUAGCAUAAACGAUGAUUUUCUCUCAUGUUUUACUUCUCGGAACAUUGAAGCUAGGAAGAGAUUUAUCACUUCUCUUACUCUGUUAAAGGAGAUCAUAGGACAACUCGAGUUGAUUUUGGAGAGAAAUAAAACUGCCCUAUCUUGGUCAGACGAAGAACUUGAUAGAGCCAAGAGGACAAUUGAUAGAGCCACGAGAACAAUUGACAAGUUGCUAGAAGGCCAUAAGAAAGGGUCAUUUUCAGCAAAAUUUGAAUGGGUUGCAGGAUUACUAGUUAACGCUGUUGAGCGUGGGGAGUGGAUUGUACUAGAGAAUGCAAAUUGUUGUAAUCCCACAGUUCUUGAUAGGAUUAACUCUUUGGUGGAGCCGUCAGGAUCAAUUACAUUAAAUGAGUGUGGUAUUGUUGAUGGAAAGCCAGUUAUUCUCCAUCCACACCCUAACUUCCGCAUGUUCCUCACUGUUAAUCCUAGUUAUGGUGAAGUGUCCCGAGCAAUGCGAAAUAGAGGAGUUGAAAUAUUUUUGAUGCAGCCAUGUUGGCUGCCGGACGAGUCUAGUGGAUUCACGUGUGAUGAAUUUGAACUGAAAGAUGUCAACAGAUUUCUUAUUCUGUCAGGUAUUCCCACUGAUAGCAUGGUGCAAGCAAUGUCCAGAGCGCAUGUUUAUGCUAGAAAGGAAUGCCUGCAUUUUAAUGUUUCAAUAACGUAUCUUGAACUUUCUCGCUGGGUUCAGUUGUUUCAGCAACUUAUUAUGAAUGGUAAUCAGCCUAUCUGGAGCCUUCAAACAAGUUGGGAGCACAUAUAUCUUUCAUCAUUUGGUGAGGCGGAUGGAGGAAGUAUUGUUAGCCAUGCAAAAGAUGCUUAUCUAUCGGUUACUGGAUUGUUUGAAUCUUGCAUGUUACUGGCAUCAUCUUUGUGUUUGCCUGGAGGAUGGCCAAAGCCACUGAAAUUGAGGGAUUUUGUGUUAUACUCGAGAGAGUGUACUGUAAAACAGAACUGCAUGUAUCUUGACUACUUGGUGGCUCAGUGCGCAUCAUAUGGAUUGAGAGGGAAAAGAUGCAAUAUACACCCAAACUCAGCUGCUAGUGAAAAUAUAGAACCUUGCUUGAUGGAUGUGAAGAUGUUAUGUCAAUAUAUGUUCCCUAGCGAUCCAAAGUUACCGACUUCAAACUUCUGGGAGAGUUUUGACUUUGAAGUGGCUAAAAAGAAGUUAUUAUUUGCUGCCAGCUGGACAAUUGAACAGGCCCCUGAGACUGACCUUAGGCUUUAUCUUCUAUGGUUUAACAACUUUAGUCCUAAGUUCCAACUCUUAUCUCAGUUCUCUGAUUUAAUUGAAAAGAUUAUGGACCAUCCUAUUUGGAAGGAUAUGACUCGCCGCUACAAUGAGCUGUUGGCAAAGCUAGAUGAUUCUAAGAAGCUUCCAAUACCAAUGCUAUCAAUCGAGUUGGUUGAUGAGAUCUUUACAGACGAUGAAAAGAAAAAGUUACUUUGUAAUGCUAUUAACUGCGUGCAUCCUUUGAAGCUUACUUAUAAACAGUGGGAUGAUGAGAUUGAACAUGCUGAGAAUAACAAGGAAGUCCCUUUCAAAGACAUGUUAAGAUCUCUGCAGAUGUUGGAGGAGGACUUCCUUAAGAAACUUGUUUAUCCACCUGUCAAUCUCAUAGAGUCUCCAUUAUUUCAUGCAAACCUUGAAACAUAUGUAAAUAUUCUAGAAGACCACAUACUAUUUUGGAAUGGAAUAAAGAAUCCAAAAGAAGAUUUGGAACGGUUGCUAAUACCUUGGCGUUCGUUGCUGAAGAAUGCUGCAAAAUUAAAGCAUAUCUGUCCAGAAGCUGUUCAUCAUCUGCUGGAGGAGAGCAAGAAGAAUGUGGAGAAGGUUUUUACUUGGCGUUUACAUUCAGAGAAGUCCUUGCUGUGGGCUUAUGGUGGUCAUCCUGUUUUACCUUCAUCUGCUGAUUUAUUUUAUAAGCAGCUUCAGCUUUUGAACUUUUGUGAGUUGCUUUGGCCAACAAAGACGAAGUCAAUGAUAUGCAAUAAGGAAAAGGCAGAAUCAGAAAACCCUGAUUGUCUGAUUGAAAUCGUUGCGUCAUCCCAUCCCAGACUUCGCAUCCUGGCAGUGGAAGGUAUUUCCAAGUUGCCAAGUAUUACGAAUGAAGUGAAUGCUUCUCAGCAGUUGAAUGAAAUUUAUGAGGAGUUUAAGAAAUGCUUUGAACUCGCAAAAUAUAAUUGCAAGAAGAUUUUUCAGCAUAAUAAGCUUGAAGUUUCGGACGAGCAUUAUCCUGCCUUUUGUUCUUACACUGCUGAGAUAUUGUGCCGUAAAUCCGGUUUUUAUAGUUGGCAAGAUACACUUCCUUUGAUUGACAUAACAAGCUUCUACUUGGAUAUGGAGUUGCUUCAGGAGCUAUCAUGUGCUCUUUUGGUUGAUUCUCCAAAAUUAAACCUGGAAUUGACUAGAAUAUCCAAACAUCUGGAGGCCGCAUUGAGGUUUUCAUUGGUCUGCUCAUCUAGACCCCCACAAAUGUUUUCGCCACAUAAAAAACUUUUGUGGAUACUUGGUGCAUGGACGUCAGUAGAUUCAGUGAAUGCUAAAGUUGCCAAUUUUGUGCUUGAGAUGUGGUUUACUUGGCAUCAAUCUUUAUGGAUUUAUCACCCUGUUUCUGUCCAGGAUUCAAGUGAAAUCUCUCAGCAGGAUUCUGUUACCAAAUCGGGAGCUGAUUCUUAUGAUAUUCCGGUACCUGAUAUGCUUUUGCAUCCUGUAAUGAUGAAUACAGUCUACCAGAUAUUGCAAAGUCCCACACCUGUGAAGGAAUAUCUUGAGGGCUCCUUGAAGCUGAAAGUAGCUUCGUGUAAUCUCUGGCGUAGCCUUUCACCUGGAUCAAAAUUACCUGGUUUUCUUUCAUCUGCUGCUUGGUGUCUUUUUGGGCAGAUUAUAAAUGCACACCAGAAAGCUUUUGAAGCUGAUAAGUUUGAAGAUAUCAAGUCUAUUGUUCAUAAACUAUCAACAAAUAUGAUUGAGAAAGAAAGCUUUAAUAGGAAGUUUGAGGAGAUAAGAUCCGGUAUUUUGUCUUCAAGUCAUCAAGGUUUGAAAACAUCAAUGGAUAUGCAUAUCACACCACUGCUCCGGGAGCUAUGUCAUGACUGCGCAUCCACUGACUGCAUUCCUAAUAUUGGCCGUGCUUGGUUGCACCUUGGGGCAUUGCGCUUGAACCUUUUGCUUAGCUGUGAUGAUCUGGAUCCAGCCAUGAAAUACCAUUACAAGAAUUCACAGUUAGCUGAUAAGAUAUCCUCACUUAAACUUGAAAUUCAGGUGCGACAAGAAUGCAACUAUUUGGCGGGACAGCUUUCUACAAGAGAAGAUGAUAAGAAAGAAGCCUUGGAAAAGCUUGAAGCAAAAAGGAGAAGACUGCAAAGAAAGAUUGUGUUCCGCUCCGACUAUGGGAAAUUUAAGAACUUAAAACAUGAGUGUGAAGAGUUUCUAGAGCGUGUCACACAGUUGAAGUUUUUAUGGACUGAGAUCGAAGCCAUGGACUUAAAGAAGAUCUGUGACGACUGGCAGAAAACAGCAACACGUUUCAUCGAACAAUUAUCAAUCAACUAUCUCGAGUACAUUGACUUUGUUCAACCAGUUCAGGUUGCUGUGUAUGAAUUGAAAUUGGGCUUCUCCUUGUUGAGUAGAGUUGAGAAAAACAAAAUGGAUGUGGAACCACUUUAUACAUUUAUGAGGUUUCCUUCAACAUCUCCAUUGAAAACCAAAUCUAUCAAGUUGAAAAGCGAGCAGCCUGGGUUUCCACCUUAUGAACUAGAAAUCUAUGCAGACUUUUGUGUUGAAGAUGUUGACGUUCCACAUAAGUUGGACAUGUUGUACAGCAAGCAGCCCGAGGUCUCUCGUUCACAGCUUAAAGCUUAUCUGCAUCAGAGUAAACUUUUCCGUACUGCACAUUCAGUAUCUAAUGUGCACAUCAUGGAUUCUGUAUCUUUUCUGAUCUCGCACAAGUCCUUCAUGAUAUUUUCAGAUUUUUGGAAGAAUAUGAAGGAGAAUCAAGUAAAGAUGAGAGAAGAUGAUUCUCAGCAAUACAAGUUCAGGAGUCGUGAAUUUAAGAUUGAGAAUGUUAUUGAGCUUGACAUAUCAACUCUUGGCAAGUCAUUAGCAAAUGAAAGUUUUCUGGAAUGGAAGGAAUUGGUUUUGGAAGAUGAACAAAGGGAGGAUGCUUGUAAGGAACAAGAUCAUUCAGAGGAAGACUGGAAUCUUAUAGAUGAUUCAGUUUUGAACAGUGUAGUACAUAUUCACGAUCACUUAUUUGGGUUAAAUAGCUCCAUUAUAACUCAGGGUGCUUUCCAAAUCUCCGAUGAAGACCGUUUCUUUUCCUUCAUUGGCUCAUACACUUUUGGAACAAUGAUAAUUAGAGGUCUAGCGGGUUCAUUCUUGUCCAAUUUGGAUGCCCGUUUGGCACCGGAGCACUUGUUCCGUCUUUGUUUGGAGCAUGAUAAGAAAUUUGUCUCAUCUCACAAGUCAGCACGCAGAUAUAAUUUUUACAAGGAUUCAAAUGCUUUGGAGAUAUCUAAGAUGGCAAAACUACUUAAUCCUCUUGAACAGCGAGUUCGUUCCCUUCUAGAUGAAUGGGAAAAUGAUCAUGCACUUCAAAAGCUCUUAAAUGUCAUUGAAAUGCUCUUGAAUAUUCCAUUGAGCACGCCACUAGCUAAGGUUCUCUCAGGAUUGCAAUUUCUAGUUAAUAAUAUACGGAUACUACAAGAAAAUGGCUCAAAAAUCCCUAUCUCUGAUCAACUGGACGAUAUUCUUGUUCUGGUGGUUUCGUGGCAAAAGUUGGAGUUUGAGUCAUGGCCGGUCUUACUUGAUGAGGUGCAGCAACAGUAUGAUAUUAAUGCUGGAAAGUUGUGGUUUCCUCUUUAUCCAAUUCUUCUAGGGAAAAGUUGGUCUGGAACGAGCAAUAGUAUCCAAAGUUUCGAAGAUUUUAUCCAAAGUUCCAGCAUUGGUGAAUUUAGAAGACGCCUUCAACUUCUUUUUGCUUUCCUUGGUCAAAUACAUAUUUGUCAUUGCCUGAAAUUUGAUCCACGUUGGUGUGAGAAGGAAAAUAUGGAUUUGAGCUGCUAUGAGGAGGAAAAGAUGAAGAUUUUAUUCAACGUUAUUGGGUUUUAUGUGCAAUUCUUACCACGUAUUUUGGAGCACAUAGAAGAUAGCAGAAAAAAGAUUGAGCAGGAACUGAAGGAACUUCUGAAAUUAUGUUCAUGGGAGCGCCUAGAGAGUUUUCUGUCCAUCGAGAACUCGAAGAGGACCAGACAGAAGUUCAAGAAGCUCAUACAGAAGUACAACGAUUUGCUGCAGCAGCCUGCAAUGCUUUUUCUUAACCAAGAUGCUGAACUGAAAAAAACAAUUCAAUCUAAGGAUGGUCAGAAGUUCCUUGGUGAUUGUACGGAAAGAAAUUCAAGGAUGGUUGAUGCUUCUUCUGAUCUGACCCUGCGCGAUUACAAAGACAGGUUUGAAUGGUAUGCUGAGUGGAGGAAGAACGUGGAGGGUGCUAUUAGAAGUUUAAAACUAAAUAAAAAUCCUAACUUCAGUGCUCUACAUUCACUGUCCAAAGGUAUGAUUAGACAAUGCUUGUACAAGGACGAGUGGAAUGCUGUAUGGUUCCGACUUGAGAGAAUAUUUAGAACCGUUGUGGAUUGUGGUGACCUCUGGAAGGAAGAAAACAAGAGUCAGCAAAAGAGAAGGGCUUUGUCUGAACUUUUGAAGUUGUUAGAGAGCAGUGGGUUGUCUAGGCAUAAGGCCGUAUACAUAGAGGAUCAAGUUAAGUCUUGGUGGUUCCUCGAGCCCUCACAUGAGUUACAGCAUUUGCUGCCGGCUCAAAACAGACUGACAUAUGGAGCUUCUAAUGCUGCUGUCGCUUUGAGCAAACCUGAAAGUUCACCUCUUAAUUAUUUGUCUUCUGAGUGGAAAACAGCUACUGAGUACUACUUCAGGACCAUAGCAUCUGUGCUGCUUCUGCGGCAGAUUUGCCUGAAUUCUCACAAAGAUAUUACUCUUGAACAGGUUGAGAGGUCAUGUUCGUUUAUCUACCAGCUUAUUGAAAUACAACAGAAGCAGCAUGCUGCUUCUGUGGUUUUCGCUGAGCAUCUGAAGUGCUUUAAGGAACACAUUUCUAUUUUGAAGAACUUGCAUUCAAAUUGCACCAGUUCAGAUGAUGGAAGUCACAGCAUGUUUGAUAUUGUUAGAAAUGAAGAUGCCAUCUUCAAGUGCAUGUGGCAGCAAAAACUACUAUUUGAUAGUUUGUGUUCUAUUUCACACGAUGAAUUGUUGUUGCUGAGAACAUUUGAGCGCAACCAUUCAGAAACUUGUGAAAAUGUCAAAGCUUCAUCACAUGAGAUCCUUGAAUUCGUUGAGAAAUUCUUUCCUAUCUUUCAGAACUCGAAGGAAUUGCUGGAUAAUAAUCUUCUUGGCGGAGAUAGAGAUAUAACUAUAGUGCCUGCUUCUCCAUAUCUUUUUGUUGUUUCAAGACAAAUGGAAGCAUUGGUGUCUCAAAACUUCCAGAUUAUAGAGGAUUUUAAGAAACAUCUUGAUGGCCUGAUUGUCAGUAAUGGGGUUAGAAGUUCAGUUAAAGAGACUUUGCUCGGUCAUUUUAAGGCAGUAUUUGAUAAGAAAAAAUUAGUGGAAGAUGAGUUCAUUUCAGAAACACUUGUGAAAAAUGUGUCACUUCGUACUCUUAAUAAGGGCUUUUCUGAACUCGAUGAUAAAUUUCUUCCCGCCCUCAAAAGGACAAUUGAGCGUAUUAAGCAGGCAAUGCAAAUUUUAUGUUCACCACCCAAUGGACAAAGCGUACCAGAUGAGUCAGGGGGGAGCAUUACCUCUUGGAGUGUCAUCUUUGAUUCAUUGGUGAAAAACUUGUGCUUGGAACAUUUAUGCAUUGAGCUUCUGGAAGUGAUAUUUUGUGCUAAGGAACUUCUUAAAGAUUCCGCGGAUAAGUUUCAGAGUUUGGCUGUCCAAAUUGGAUCUCAUUUAAAGAAUCUACUGGUGUUUUUGGACAUGCUGUCGAAUUUUGGUGAUGCACUCCUGCAAGAACAUUUAGACAUGCAUAAAACAGUUUCUAUGAUGACUCGUGUGCUCGCAGAUGUUCUGGCUUCUCUAUAUUCAAGAGGGUUUGGCAUCUCCUCUGAAGAUCAAGUCAGUAACGGUACGCAGGAUGCACCUCAAGAUGCAAGUGGAACCGGGAUGGGAGAGGGUGUAGGACUAAAGGAUGUCAGUGAUCAGAUAACUGAUGAAGAUCAGCUUCUUGGGGCAUCUGAUAAGCUUGAAGAAGAACAAGGUGCCUCUGGUGAAGCCCCAAAUAAGCAUGAUAAAGGUAUUGAGAUGGAUCAGGAUUUUGAUGCCGAUACAUUUGAUGUCAGUGAGGACUCUGAAGAAGAUAUGGAUGAAGAUGGCGAGGAUGAGCAUUUAGAUUCUGCUAUGGGAGAAACUGGAGCUGAUGGUGAAGUAGUUAAUGAGAAACUAUGGAAUAAGGAUGAAGAUGAAAGUCCAAAUGACGCACCUGAAAAAUAUGAAUCUGGGCCUUCAGUUAAGGAUACAGAAGCAAGCUCUAGGGAGCUCAGAGCGAAGGAUGAUUCUGCUUUUACAGCUGAUGAACCAGGUGAGUUCAACUCUCAAGAAGUUGAUAAAUCAGAUGGUGAGACUGGAGAACAGGAUGAUGUUUGUGAUGAUGGUGAGAACAUAGAAGACGUUAACUUGGACAAAGAAGAAGCAUUUGCAGAUUCUACAGAUAUGAAGCCUGAUGAUGUGGAGCGAAGUUUUGAAGAAGAUAUGGACUUGGAUAAAGAAGAGGGUAUAGAUUCCGUUGAAGAAGCUGAAGGUGAAUUGCAGGAUGAGGCUGCUGAUUAUCGAAACUCGGAUGAAGAGAACCCACAUCCAACAGACGAAACCAUGGAAGAGGUGGAGACUGGGCAGUUGGAUCCAACUUCUGAAAGGGAUGAAUUAGGUGGGGAUCAAGAGCAGAAUGCUGAAACAAACUUAAUGGGAUCAAGGAGAGAAAUGUUGGGACUGGGGACGUCAGACUCCUUUGGUGGUGAUUCUGUGCCCAAUUCGGAAUCUUCAACACAACCCAAGAGUGAUUUGCAAGCCUCGGAUUUAAGUAAUAUAGCACCAGAAAUGAACUGGUCAAACAACGACGAUACCCAUAGUGGCCUUGCUCCUCUCAGAGGUUUACCAUCCGGCAAUACCUCUGAGCUGGACAGAAUGGUGUCUGAGUCAAUGAAUAGUGGGAGAAAUAGUAGUGACCAACCACAAAGUCAAUUACCUGGGCAUGAAUCUGUCCAGAAAAACGAACCAAAUCCUCAUCGCAGUCGUGGUGAUCCGCUAAAGGAGUGGAGAGGAGUGAAAGUUGGCGUUGAUCUCAAGGCAGAUGACACAGACGCUCAAGGUGAUAUCCAGGAUGAAAAUGCAGAUGAGUUUGGAUAUGUAUCUGAGUUUGAAAAGGGGACAUCUCAAGCUUUGGGACCUGCAACAUCUGAGCAGGUUGACAGUAAUGUUAAUGGAAACAAGGCCAAUGGAACUGAACCAACCACUGAUAGAGAUGAUGUUACAGAAAUGGAAAUUGAGAAAGAGACUUCUGAAAGGCACCCUCUAAAGAAUGGUGCUUCGUUUCUCAAAAGUAAGUUCAAGGACAAAAUGCCUGUCCCGGAUUUGGAGAACAAUCCUAGAGAAGAAUCCAAAGAAAUUCAAGGGCAUGGUGACUUCAAAGGUUUAUCAGAUGGUAUUGUUUCCAUCAGAAAGUCUUAUUUCAGUGAAGGUGUAAAUCAGCUUGGUAAGCUUUCAAUAAAUGACAGUGAGUUGGGGAAACCCCAGGAUAAUUGGGAUAUUUCAACCGAGGCUUUAAAUGACUCCACUGCUCUAUGGAGAAGAUGUGAGUUGAGCACAACAAGGUUAUCUCAGGAGCUGGCCGAGCAGUUGCGUCUUGUUAUGGAGCCUACAGUAGCGAGCAAGCUUCAAGGCGAUUACAAGACUGGCAAACGAAUUAACAUGAAGAAGGUUAUCCCAUACAUAGCAAGUCAUUUUAGGAGAGACAAAAUAUGGCUUAGAAGGACUCGACUGAACAAACGAGACUACCAAGUUGUCAUUGCUGUGGAUGAUUCCCGUAGCAUGUCUGAGAGUUGCUGCGGGAAUGUUGCUAUUGAAGCUUUGGUGGCAGUAUGUCGCGCCAUGUCUCAAUUGGAAAUGGGAAAUCUAGCUGUUACAAGCUUUGGAAAGAAGGGCAAUAUAAGGCUGCUUCAUGAUUUUGAUCAGCCCUUCACUGCAGAGACUGGGGUCAAGAUGGUCUCUAGUUUCACUUUCGAGCAAGAGAACACCAUUGCUGAUGAACCAGUUGUUGAUCUGUUGAAGUAUCUAAACAACAAGCUGGAUGCAGCGGUUGCAAAAGCAAGGCUCCCGUCUGGACAGAACCCACUAGAGCAGCUUGUGUUGAUAAUUGCGGAUGGUCGUUUCCAUGAGAAGGAGAACUUGAAGCGUUGUGUCAGAGAUUUCUUGAGUAGAAAGCGCAUGGUUGCGUUUUUGCUACUCGACAGUCCCCAGGAGUCCAUUGUGGAUCUCAUGGAAGCGUCUUUUGAGGGCGGAAGCAUCAAAUUUUCCAUGUACCUGGAUUCCUUUCCUUUUCCAUUCUAUAUUGUUCUAAGAAAUAUUGAGGCACUUCCCAAAACCCUUGCUGAUUUAUUAAGACAGUGGUUUGAGUUAAUGCAGUACUCAAGGGAGUAAAUCUGGCUGAAAAUAUUGAUGAAAAUUGCCUUUUCUCUUCACCUAAUGAACGUAUAUGCGCAAGUUUUGGGUUCUUAAUUUUGGAUUUUGUUUAUUUAAGUUGAAGCCAAUUAGAUUUCAUUCUUUACUAUUUAUCAUGAACAGUCCUUGUAUAUGUCAGGGG